AUGGAAGACGACGUAGGGCUGAAGAGAAGGGACACCAUCAAAGGCCCUCCCUUGAGGAUACUGUCUCUUGACGGUGGAGGUGUACGCGGUUACUCAAUGAUUAUUAUCCUUCAAGAGCUCAUGCACAAAACCUACGUCGAAAUCGAAGGCAGGGCACCGCGACGCGAUCAAAUCCCGAAACCAUGCGAUCAUUUCGACCUCAUUGUCGGCACUGGCACUGGCGGCCUCAUCGCCAUCAUGCUCGGUCGCCUCAGGCUAGACCUAGAGACCUGCAAGGAACUCUACGUUCGCAUGACCCGGAUGGUCUUUGAGACGGACAAGACGAUUGUGGGAAUACCCUAUCGAUCCACGCUCUUCAAGGCAUCCAUGCUUGAGCAGGCUAUCAAGGAGGCAGUCCGCGAGCAUACAGCCUCCGAGGCUGAGGGUAACGAUGGCACGAAUUCUACUGGUUCCGGCUAUCCGCUCUCUGCUUCGUCGAGAUCAAGCGUUUCGAGCAACCCCAGGAGGCAUGCCAGCAACGCCAGCGUUGUCAGCUUCAGCGCUCGCAGUCCCGCUGCACAGAUGGCCAGGCCCGCGCAUCGGGGGCUAUACGGAGAUCCCAACGCCAAACUUUACGACGAAAGAGAGUACAGGACGAAAACAGCGGUUACUGCAUAUUACAAGGGCACGCCCAGGAACGGAGAACCCGCCUUGCUUCGCUCCUACGACUCGAGAAAAGAACCCGCCCCAGAAUACGACUGCAAGGUCUGGGAGGCUGGACGUGCAACAUCUGCUAUCGGGCUCGCCUUCAAGCCAAUCAGGAUAGGGCAAUCAGUUUUCCACGACGACGGGUCCGGUUCCUUCAACCCAGCACCCACUGCUCUCGACGAAGCCACAGUCAACGAAUGGCCAGGCAGAGAAGUCGGAGUGUUUAUCAGCAUCGGUACCGGACGCAGACCCAAAGGCAGCGAAAGCAACUCGCAUUCCUGGUAUGAGGGCUUCAUGGGCGAUUAUGCCGAGGCCAGGAAGAAGCUCAUCGCCAAGAUCGAGAACUGUGAAGUCAUUCAUGAGCACAUGAAGACGGAGCUUCUGAUGAAGCGUGGAGUCAAUGCAGAGAAUUAUUACCGCCUGAACGUGGAGGUGGGUGUGGGCGAGUUUGGUAUGAACGAAUGGCACCGACUCUCGGAUAUCAGCCAGAAAACAAGGCAAUAUCUUUCGCGACACGAUGAGCAGAAAUUGGUCCAGGGAUCAUCGACCAAGCUGGCCAAGAUAUACCGGGCCAAGGAGAGAUGGACUAGAAUGAGCAAUGUGCCAGAGAUUAUAUCUCCGCCGCCAAAGACCGACUCUAUGCAAUUUCCUCUGGCUGUCGAGCUUCCCGGAGAUUUCCCGCCUCCUAGGCCGGUACAAACUCCUCCGAGCAGAGAUUCCUACGACUCGGGAAUCGACCGCCUUUCUCUGCCCGGCUCUGCGCCGGCUUUUACACCAUCUCCACGGAGCUCGCAAGACAAGACGCGCCCGCCAACGAGUCAUUCUUCUCCGCCCCAGCAGGCUGCAAGGUUGCAUCAUCCAGCAUCUCAAAGUCCGCUUGUGUCGGCCACGAAGCCUCCUGCCGAUGACCCAGAUAGGCUGAUUGUCAAUUCCCCAACACCUGCGCAGUACCGGAACGGCUCCGGGACAGACAAGAUCAUGAUCACAAGUCCGGAUGAGCAUCCCCGCAGACACCACACCAUGCCGGUGAGCCAAGGGUCUGUGGAGCAAAGUGCGCGCCUUGAAGGGCCUCCAAGACCACCAAAGACGCCAAUUCCGGAAGAGAUGAAGAGCUCAGUCGACCGACGCCCUUCAACGCUACCAUACCCUGACGAUGACGAACCCCCACCAACAGUCAACAUGGCCAAAAAGCCCAACUACCACCGGGUAAGGUGA
This is a messenger RNA of Pestalotiopsis fici W106-1, 1902 nucleotides long. RefSeq lists its product as uncharacterized. Gene Ontology annotation, biological process: arachidonate metabolic process. The record is from RefSeq and is a predicted model, not a curated record. Lineage: Eukaryota; Fungi; Ascomycota; Sordariomycetes; Amphisphaeriales; Sporocadaceae. Gene Ontology annotation, cellular component: membrane. The transcript has 3 exons. The coding region runs from base 1 to 1902 and encodes 633 amino acids.